Molecule: messenger RNA, 1581 nt
Organism: Mucor velutinosus
Lineage: Eukaryota; Fungi; Mucoromycota; Mucoromycetes; Mucorales; Mucoraceae
Product: formin-binding protein
Exons: 2
Coding region: 1-1581 (526 amino acids)
Biological process (GO): intracellular magnesium ion homeostasis; magnesium ion transmembrane transport
Cellular component (GO): membrane
Molecular function (GO): magnesium ion transmembrane transporter activity
Source: RefSeq, a predicted model, not a curated record
AUGGAUGUUAAUUUCCCGUACUUUCCAUCACACAUUGAUAGCAACAAGCGAAAAUCCCGAACCACUUCAGCCUCAUGCAGUAACCAGCAGCAAAGAAACGAAAUGCUGAUGCAAAAAGAAAAAGACUUGCUACUACUGACGGAUCCCAAAGACCUGGAUAAACUGUUUAAUCGACGCUCGUACCAACAAAAGGUCGAGCAAGACAUUUGCUUUCCUAAUAAUCGGCCUUCCACAAGCAGUAGUACAUUGGAGGAGAAGAGCCCAAUUCUGGAAGUUCCACUACUGCCUCCUCCGUCGACCCUGCGACACAGCGUGAGUUAUGAAGGCAUCAAUUUGUCCGCGUUAUCGUUAUUUCAUGAUAGCAGACCACGCAAUAACCACUGCGACAGUCCAAGUGAAUCACCGUUACCAAAUGUGUAUCCGCUCAACAAACAAGAAAGGCAGUUGCUCAGCCUGUACGGUGACAACAAACAGCCGGUCGAUCACCAUACAAGAAGUGAGAACUAUUUGCAACAAGAACAGCAGGAGCGCUUCAUGUACUACCACCCUGAUACAGGCAGUAUUCGUGGCAGAUCCUUCACAGACAUCAAUUUACCGCCCAACAUGACACUGGAAACGCUCUUGACCAAAGACAACUUUUGGAUAGACAUCACAUCGCCCUCCAACGAGGAGAUGAAGAUCAUCAGCAAGGUGUUUCAUAUCCAUCCAUUGACAGCAGAGGAUAUCAUGUCUCAUGAAAUACGAGAGAAAUGCGAUGUUUUCAGGCACUACAUGUUUGUUUGUUAUCGAGCAUUUCUGCAUGAUUGCGAGCAGCUGCUAAAGCCGGUUACGUUUUACAAUAUUGUCACAAAGAAGCAUAUACUGACGUUCCAUUUUGGUCAUGUACCGCAUGUAAAUCAUGUACAACAACGUGUGAAGCAGUUGCAAGACUAUAUAGAAGUGGUACCUGAUUGGAUCAAUUACGCCAUUAUGGACGAAAUCACAGACAGCUUUGCGCCCAUGAUACAGCAAAUUGAAUCUGAAGUGGAUGCCAUUGACGACUUGGUGUUGCUCUAUAAAUCAGAUCAAUCCGACAUGAUACUGCGUAUAGGUACAUGCCGCAAAAAGGUGAUUCAAAUGGUACGAUUGCUCGGUACAAAAGUAGAAGUGGUGCGAGGUCUCAUGAAGCGUAUUGUGGAAGAUAUCUCUGCUUCCUCCCUGCAACAGGAAGAGAUGGUGGAUGGCAAAAUAUACCCUGAUGUUGGACUCUACUUGGGCGAUGUGCAAGACCACAUCUUGACCAUGUUGCAAAAUCUGAACCAUUACGAAACAGUGCUAGCGAGAUCAGAGUCGAAUUAUCUGGCGCGGAUAUCUAUUGAGCUAACCCAAACAUCCAAUUCGACAAAUCAUGUUAUCGGUAGACUGACCAUCUUUGCCACCGUGCUAUUGCCCAUGAAUCUCGUUACAGGUUUAUGGGGCAUGAACGUCAAAGUUCCUGGCAAAGACUACGAUAACCUCAUUUAUUUCUUUUGGAUUGUGCUUAGUUUAGCUGUAUUUGCUAUUCUCUCAUUGACAUUAGCUAAACGAUUAAAGUUGAUUUAA